This is a messenger RNA of Rotaria sp. Silwood1, 1707 nucleotides long. NCBI's taxonomy places the organism in Eukaryota, Metazoa, Rotifera, Eurotatoria, Philodinida, Philodinidae. The record is from the annotation of a GenBank genome assembly.
AUGAUGGAUAUCGAUUUAAAACAAGUAUUUUCUAUUCUUGACGAAAACGACGAAGGUCAAAUUCAAUUACGUCGUUUUGUUGACGUUGCUAAUAAUUAUUAUUCAGACGCUGAACAACUUGCUCGUAUUACAAAAGCUUUAGAUCCAAAUAAUACUGGUUUAAUUAAUUUUGAACAAUUUUGUGACGGUAUUUCUCAAAUAAGCUCUCUACAAGGAUUAACAUUAAAAGAAGUUGCAUCCGAUUUAACACGUCGUAGUCGAGAAAAUUCAUUAGUUGAAGAUUCAGAUCGACGAAGUUUGAAUCAAGACGGUAGUACAACGACUUUUAACGAAUACGACGUUGAAAGUGACGAAUUAUUUCAUCAUAAAUCACAUACAAAUAAUAUUCGAACACCUACAUCAAUAAAUAAUACAACGAAUACAAAAAAAAUUACUAAUCAUCAUCAGAACAGUAAUAGAAAUAAUUCAUCAAACUCAUCAAGAUUGGAUUCUCCAUUUUACGGUGACGAUGAAGAAUUUACUGGUGUAGCUGAACCAAAUUCUAAUACUUAUUCAACUGAGACCGUCUAUCCACGAACACCAUUGCAACGUACUUCUCAGACAUUAAAACGAAGUAGUUAUUUACAACCAGUUAUACCAACCGAACAAGUUGAACAACAAUUACAAGAAACAGUUGACGAAUUACAAAAAAGACUUGAAACAUUAACAGACCAAAAACAAACAACAACUGAACGUUUAGCAAAAAUUCAAAGUGAAAAUAGUGAUUUAAAAAGCAGACUUUUAGCACUUGAAGAUCGUUUUCACGAUCUUGAAGGACAACAAGCACGUACAAUACAAAGUGAACAACAACGAUACGCAGAAUAUAUUAGUCAAAAAGAUCGAACAUUUUUACAAGAAAAAGAAGUUUUACAAUCAAGGAUUAAUGCAAUUGAAACUGAACUUAAACAGACACAAAAUGUAAAUGGACUAAUGAAAAAAGAUGUUAAAGAAUUAAAACAGAAACUUGACGAUGUUGAUAUUCAAUUACAUGAUAGUCAAAUUCGAUGUAAUAAUCUUGCAGAUGAUAAUGAAAAAUUAUUAGAACAAAUACGUCUUCAAAAUGCAGCACUUGAAGCAGAAAAAAUACAUAAUGCACAACUUGCUGAACAAUUAUCACAUAAUCCACUCAGUCGUACUUAUAGUCGAACUGGAAGUAUUUUGAAAGCAUCGGAAAUACGUAUGGAAGAUCUUAUAGCAGAACUUCAAGAAUUGAAAUUAGAAAAUGAAAAACUAAGGCGAGAAAAUAAAGAAUUACGAGAAAAUCCUGUUGUAGCGGGUCUUAAUGAAGGUCGACACUUAUUAGCUAAUCCAGAUACACAAUCAUUUGCUGCUGAACUUGAAGUUCUUUCUAAAGAUGAGUUAAUGAAGAAAUUAAAAGAACAAUUUUCAAUUAAUGAUCGAUUACGUGAAUAUAUCGAACGAAUGUUAACUGUUAUUAUUGAAAAUAAUCCUCAAUUACUUGAAGUUACAACUAGUAGUGGUGUAUCAAUUGGUUCUAUGGGAAUGCCAUCAAUGAAUCAUCAACAACAACAAUCAUCAUUGACAACAACAACAGAUAAUAAAUCUGUUGUUUCACAAAAUUUACAAUCAACUGAAUCAAUAAAAAAAGAUUCAUCUUCAACAAUAAUAACAAUAAAAGAACCUGCUGACAAGUACUGUCGCCUGUAA